Capronia coronata CBS 617.96 is the source of this 1830-nucleotide messenger RNA. Its product is annotated as D-lactate dehydrogenase (cytochrome). The transcript is spliced from 5 exons. NCBI's taxonomy places the organism in Eukaryota, Fungi, Ascomycota, Eurotiomycetes, Chaetothyriales, Herpotrichiellaceae. Gene Ontology annotation, cellular component: mitochondrion. Gene Ontology annotation, biological process: lactate catabolic process. The record is from RefSeq and is a predicted model, not a curated record. Bases 1 to 1830 code for a protein of 609 amino acids. Gene Ontology annotation, molecular function: D-lactate dehydrogenase (NAD+) activity; D-lactate dehydrogenase (cytochrome) activity; FAD binding.
AUGAAGCCAAUCCUCCAGGGUUGCCGGCCGGCCACCUCUUUUGUCCGCGGUCUUGAGUGCCAAUCCCGGUCGCAGUCCCGGGCGUCGUUACUGCAGCAAGCGUACGCCGCCAGGAAGUUCCACAACUCGACGAGAAGAUGGCAAGAAAAGAGCAAGGACACAGAAAAGGAGAGUAUAUCUUUCCGGGGCCAACUGUACGAGAGUACCGCAGACCGGCUGAAACGGGAACGAGCCUCUGAAGCGCGAUACAUCCAAGCCACCAGAGUUCGCAGAGCAGCCGAGGGCAGGACGCUUGCUCUUAGUGUUGUGAUUCUGUCGGUUGCCGGUGCAGGCUACUGGCUAGGAUCCAGAGGCGAGAAAGCCCUGGACACGUCCUCAACCACUCCGCUCUCCCGCGCACACCCGCCUCAAAUUGAUACUCGAACAUCGGUCCUCCAAGCUGCCUGGGUGGACUUUGCUCAGAUCGUGGGCAAGGACAAUGUCUCUACCGUCCCAGACGACCUCACGGCGCAUUCCGGCUCCGAAUGGUCAUCCUACAGCACGAAACCCACCGAAAGACCCUUUGCUGUCGUGUAUCCAGCCACGACCGAAGAAGUCUCCAAGAUCAUGCAGGUGUGUCAUAAACGAAAGAUCCCUGUGAUUGCGCUCUCGGGCGGGACCAGUCUCGAAGGACAUUUCGCACCUACAAGAGGAGGAAUCUGCAUCGACAUGGGGAGGAUGGACAAAAUCGUGGAAUUCCACCCGGAUGAUCUGGAUAUCGUGGUACAACCGGCCUUGGGCUGGGAAGAUCUGAACGAGCAUCUGAGCGGGCACGGCAUGUUCUUUCCUCCGGAUCCAGGCCCAGGUGCGAAAAUCGGCGGCAUGGUCGGAACGGGCUGUUCGGGCACCAACGCCUACAGAUACGGCACCAUGCGUGAAUGGGUCAUUUCGCUUACUGUCGUACUGGCCGAUGGUACUAUCAUCAAAACCAGACGACGGCCUCGGAAGUCUAGCGCCGGCUACAACUUGACUCAAAUAUUCAUCGGCAGCGAAGGUACCCUCGGAAUCGUGACGGAAGCCACCUUAAAAGUGACAGUCCUUCCUAAAUGCCAAUCGGUCGCUGUGGCUACCUUCCCAUCCAUCCACGCCGCCGCCGAAUGCGUUGCGAAAGUGGUCGGCGAAGGAAUCCAGCUUGCUGGAAUCGAGAUCCUGGACGACGUACAGAUGCGGUGUAUCAACAAGAGUGGCACGACGAGCCGACAAUGGCAGGAGGCACCUACGUUGUUUUUCAAGUUCGCCGGAACUGCCGAUGGAAUCAAGGAACAGAUCCGUGUCGUACAGAAAUUGGCCAAGAGCACGAAGAACAAGAGCUUCGAGUUCGCCAGAAAUGACGACGAAGCUUUGGAACUCUGGAGCGCGCGGAAAGAAGCCCUCUGGAGUGUGAUGUCGAUGCGACGAGAUGAGACUGACCAUGUCUGGACCACCGAUGUGGCCGUUCCUAUCAGUCGUCUCGCUGAUAUCAUUCAAGAGACUCGCGAUGAUGUUGCUAAUAGUGGUCUGUUGGGUGGUAUUUGCGGCCAUGUGGGCGACGGGAAUUUCCACGCUAUUCUCCUAUACAACGAUGCUGAGAAGCAGGUUGCGGAAGAUGUGGUUCAUCGCAUGAUUCGACGCGCCAUCGCGAUGGAUGGUACCGUCACUGGAGAACAUGGUGUUGGCUUGAAGAAACGCGAGUUCAUUCGGGAAGAGCUGGGAGAUGACACCGUCGAUGCCAUGCGCAGGCUCAAGCAAGCAUUUGAUCCUAUGGGGCUGCUCAACCCUGACAAGGUCGUGCAGGUUGAGGAAGGCCAUUAG